Messenger RNA from Aegilops tauschii subsp. strangulata, 1092 nucleotides. The record is from RefSeq and is a predicted model, not a curated record. NCBI's taxonomy places the organism in Eukaryota, Viridiplantae, Streptophyta, Magnoliopsida, Poales, Poaceae.
AUGCCUUCGGCGAAGAAAAGGAAGGAGGAUACAGCGGCCGCGCCCCCUUCUGCGGAGAAAGGAGGCGACAGCACUCGCACCUCCCCAGACCGGUCGCCCUCACGAGGUCAAGGGGAGCAUCGCCAGGAGGAGUCAGCCCCCAUGGCCCCGCUGGCUCCAGAAGUGCCGGUGCCUGGCUCGGCUGAUGAGGUUCCAAAGGCUCAGGAGCCCUUGAUCUCCCAGGCUCUGGUGACGACGCCGCCCCCUCCUCCUGCUGCACCUCUGGCCCUAGGUUCUUUUGCUUCCUCUGCCGCCUUGGAGCGUGUCCUUUCAGAGAUGGCCCAGCUGCGGGAAGAUCUCCUAGGCGCGGACCCGCGUCUGGUAGCCGGGCGCCUGGAGCUGGCCUCCGGCUGGCUUCACUCUGAUUCGGCGGUACGAGCAUCAUUGAGCCAGGCCGCCGCGGCCUCCGAGAAGGAGAAGCAGGCUGCCGCCAAAGCUGCGGCCGAUCGCGAGGUGGCACUGAAGGACGCCGAGGUCGCCCGCAACCGCUGCCGGGAGCUCGAGGGCGAGCUGAAGAGCUUGCGCGACCAGCUCGCGGGAGAAGUACAUGGCCGCCAGGCGAAGGAGGAGGAGAUGAGGGCCCAGGAGGACACCAUCAAGGGCCGCGACACCGAGCUGGCAGAGUUGGUGAAGGCGCAGGCCGCGGAGCGCAGCCGGCUGGAGGAGUUGGAGUGGAAGGCGAAGGCGAAGGAGGCCGAUCUUGACGGCAAGGCGCUUGAGGAAGUCGUGGAGGGCAUCGGCCCCAUGGCUGAGGCUGAGGCUCGUGUUCUUUCUUCAGCUGCACUGACGUGUGUCUUCAGCCACUUGUAUCUUCACGACCCUAGUGCUCGUCUUGAUGAGCUGUUGGAGCCUGUAGCUGAAGAACACUGCACGGCCGCCGCCGCAGCCGUGAAAGGUCAAGUGGAGGCCCUGCCGAAGAAGUUGCACGGCUUCGUCCUCGUGUCCUCGACCGGCGAUGUCAUCGAUCCUACGGCUCCAUCUGGCGGUGCAAGUGAAGGCGACGCUAGCAAGGGAGGGGCACCUUCUGCGGGUGAUGGUGGUGUACAGGAGUGA